Messenger RNA from Trypanosoma theileri, 813 nucleotides. RefSeq lists its product as uncharacterized. The transcript has a single exon. The coding region runs from base 1 to 813 and encodes 270 amino acids. NCBI's taxonomy places the organism in Eukaryota, Euglenozoa, Kinetoplastea, Trypanosomatida, Trypanosomatidae. The record is from RefSeq and is a predicted model, not a curated record.
AUGAUGAAAGACAUGAAAACGGCACGAUCGGCCAUAUUGGCUCUUGCUUUGCUACUCCUUCUGCAACUCUGCGCUGCUGAGGAGUGCACGGAGGGGAUGGAGCUUCCUGCCGAGAUGAGUCCACUGCACUUACUGCAACAAUCAUCUAUGGAAUGGCAAGCCGAUACACAGAAUGUGAGUAAUAAUAAUAAUAAUAGUAAUAAUAACGGGAAUAUGGAUGGGGAGUGGCAUCAUGUCGGUGCGGUGCGUGUAGUCUCGCCGGCGGGAGAACGAGUAGUGCGAGUGGUGCUCCAGCCGCCGCUCGCCACACUACACUGUGAAGAGUCCCGCAGUCGCACCGCUAAAUUCCGUCGUGGUAGUUGUACACUACAUCCAACAGACAACACUGAAGAUGAUGUUAUCUUCCACUACCGCGUGGCUCAGCGAGCGGCGGGUGGUACGCACACUUACGUUGGUACUCUUUGCCGUGAUAGCAUAGAUGAUAGCGCCGCAGUCGCAGUGGGAAGAAUCACAUAUACUGUAUCCGAUGGUACUACACACACUGGCGGUGAAACUGGUACGCUUCUUCAUCUGCAGUUUGGCUCUACAAGAGUAGCGUGGUUACCCGCAGCGCUGCGGCUCACGGGGUACACACACGAAGAAGCCGAACGGCGGCGAAUGCGGCGUCGAGUGGCAUCAACACCGUUGGAGCGUUGGGGAUAUCCAUUGUUGUUUGUAGCAAUACUGUACGGCACUCUCAGCGGACUUGCGUGGUGGGUAAACCGACAGAAGCGGCAACCCCACACAUCAGAUGGAAAACCAAAGCAGGCGUAA